Pongo pygmaeus (Bornean orangutan) is the source of this 5929-nucleotide messenger RNA. RefSeq names its product protocadherin beta 13 (gene PCDHB13). NCBI's taxonomy places the organism in Eukaryota, Metazoa, Chordata, Mammalia, Primates, Hominidae. Gene Ontology annotation, molecular function: calcium ion binding. Gene Ontology annotation, cellular component: plasma membrane. The transcript has a single exon. The record is from RefSeq and is a predicted model, not a curated record. Gene Ontology annotation, biological process: homophilic cell-cell adhesion. Bases 3555 to 5900 code for a protein of 781 amino acids.
GCUGCAGAACGGCUCCGCGCCCUGCACCGAGCUGGUGCCCCGGGCGGCCGAGCCGGGCUACCUGGUGACCAAGGUGGUGGCGGUGGACGGCGACUCGGGCCAGAACGCCUGGUUGUCGUACCAGCUGCUCAAGGCCACGGAGCCCGGGCUGUUCAGCGUGUGGGCGCACAAUGGCGAGGUGCGCACAGCCAGGCUGCUGAGCGAGCGCGACGCGGCCAAGCACAGGCUGGUGGUGCUGGUCAAGGACAAUGGCGAGCCUCCGCGCUCGGCCACCGCCACGCUGCAAGUGCUCCUGGUGGACGGCUUCUCCCAGCCCUACCUGCCUCUCCCGGAGGCGGCCCCGGCCCAGGCCCAGGCCGACUCGCUCACCGUCUACCUGGUGGUGGCGUUGGCCUCGGUGUCGUCGCUCUUCCUCUUUUCGGUGCUCCUGUUCGUGGCGGUGCGGCUGUGCAGGAGGAGCAGGGAGGCCGCAGUCGGUCGCUGCUCGGUGCCCGAGGGCCCCUUUCCAGGACAUCUGGUGGACGUGAGCGGCACCGGGACCCUGUCCCAGAGCUACCAGUAUGAGGUGUGUGUGACUGGAGGCUCCAGGUCAAAUGAGUUCAAAUUUCUGAAACCAAUUAUCCCCAACUUCCUACCCCAGAGCACAGGUAGGGAAGUCGAAGAAAAUCCCCCAUUUCAGAAUAAUUUGGGUUUCUGAUAAAGAAUGAAAAAUAAAUCCUGUGUUUAUGAAUACAUUUAUAAUUAGGAACUUAUCGUGAGGUGCCUGUAAAGUAGUAUUUUUGAUCACUUCAAAUACGUACUCUUCAAUUCAAGAAAUAAAUUUCUUUACAUAGAAAAGGAUCCAGAUUUAGUACCAAGAACCCUUCACAAAGCAGGAAAUGUACAUGUGUAAUGUUUUAUGUCAAGUAAUUAUGCUUAAUAUAAAGUCUAUGAAGUGGUAAGUCUUGUUUGAGAUAUUUUAAAUUGCUUUCCAUUGUUUUCAAUAUUUACUGUGACUUUCGUUUUCUGAGUUGAUUAGAAUGCUGUUUGAGUAUACCUACCCUAGUUUCAAAAGCAUAGAUUGUAGUGUACCUUUUUAAACUUUAUUUAAAAAAAAACACUUGUUUUAUGAAUCAUACACUAUUUUCACACUUUUAAUCUCAUAAGAAACAUAUGUGACAUGGUAUUUUAGGAAUGACCAAAUAGACGGUCUUAGAGAUUCAGUAAGUUCACUAAGGUCCACUAACUAAUAAGUGACAAAACUGAGCAUCCAUCCUAGAUCUGUCAGACUCUGACUCAGUGACUUUGCUCCCAUUCUAUACUGUUUUCGUCAUUGGAUAUCACCUGGCAAGUUUCUGCCUAACUAAAGAGAAGAAAAGUUUUUAUCGUAUUCAUACUACUGUUCAAUCUUUAUUUAGAAAUAAUCUUUAUGAUUUCAUUUUCUUGUAAACCAGUAAUCUUGCUUUUCUGGGUAAAUUUUCAGCUAUUAUUACUAAUGCUCUGAUCUGUCCAAAUCUUAAGUAAAAAACAAAAUUGAAAGAGCAACCUGUGCCUUCUCGUUGUCUCCUGAACACAUAACUUUCAUUUCACAGAAAAGAUUAAUGGUCCUGAUUAGGAAUAGUACAUAAUUUUGAUUGCAUUAUUAGUUAAUUAUUUUCUUUACAUUGUAGUAUAUUUCCAGAGUCAUCCAUACUUACAUUUGUAAUAUAUUUUCCUGAUUUGAGAGUUUGUUUUUAGCAGUUUUUCUUACCUAUACUGCACUGCUGAAUCAGGAAAAUUUAAGAAAAAGAAUAGAAUUAAAUGUGUAAUAUCAAAGAGAAAUACAGAUGAUCAUUAAAUUUUUAGAAAUUUUGGGGAGUUAAGGAGAAGCAUUGUUUGUUAAAAAUAUAUAACCGAUUCUUAUUUUUAAAAUAGGUAAUUUUUUCAUAGUUGUGUUCUAAAUAUAUUAUAAACUAGUGCUGGUAACUCUAAUAAAGCUAGUAUUACUGCAUAUCACUGGUGGGAUAGAAUCUAAGGACAAAAAUAACUCACAGUAGUAAAAUCUAAAAUUGCUUUCAUGGUCUCAGGGUAAAAUUAUCCAAUUUCUCUGACAAAUAAAUGGCACAAAAAAUAAGAGGAGUGAAGUUUACACAAGGAAAAAUCUUAAGAGGUCUACCACUCAAAUAUAAUGUGUGGAUCUUGUCUGGAUCUUGAUUGAAACAACAGCAAUGACUUUGAAAAACUUGGAAGAAUUUGAAUAUAGAUGGGUAUUAAAUAAUGUUAACUUGAUUUUUAGGUGUGAUAACGACAUUGUACUUAAGCAUAUUUUUAGAGUCAUUUAAAGUCAUGAUGCUUUUAAAGAAAUGUAUAAUGACAUAUUUGUGGGUGAAAAUUCAGUUUGUCUGGGAUGUGAAAAUGUUGAAGGAAUAGAGUCAAGAAUUAUGGCAAAACAUUGAUAAUAGUUGAAGCUAGUAUUGAGUCCUUGGAGGUUCAUUAUACUCCUCUCUUUUAUGAGAUUUGAAAAAUUUCAAAAUGAUUUCUUUAAUUGAUGCUGUUAGAAGUGGAGGUAAUAAAAAAGGACAUCCUUCCCAGAAACAAAAUCACCACUGCUGUUACAGAUAUUGCCUCUAUUUAGACAAACUCUCCAGUCUUUCCUUGUUCAUUUCCCUUCAUUACUGGACAUAACCUCUCUACCUGAGAUAGUCACGCUCCUGUAUUCUUCUACCAUUUGAAUUUUGAAGUGUUUUUCUAGUUAUAGUAAUGGAUUUAUGCUAGAAUUAUGAUGGAUUUAUGCCAGACUUAUGAUGGAUUUAUGCCAUCAAGACUCAGCUACUUGAUGGCAUCAAAUUGCUUUAUACUUGGUAUACAGUUUAUUUUUAAGGUUAAUAUCUAUUUGCAUUAGAUUCCUCAUGUUUAAGGUGGGGAAUUCACAACAGCCCUAUGUGGUAGGUGCUGUUCUUAUCCUCACUUUACAGAGGAGCAAACUAAAGCAGAGAGAUUAAAUAAUUCGUUCGAGGUUCACAGCUACUAAUUAUUCCUAUGGUUCAUGGAAAUAAAACUAUAAAGAUCUAAAUGUUGUCCAUGUUAACUGCAAUUACAUUUGAAAUUUUCUGCAUAUAUUCUUUUUGCCACGCUAGACUGUUACCUAAAUAUUUCCUUUUUGCCCAAAGCUCAGUUAGCAUUGUUGAAAGACUAAUGCAAUUUCUGCUUCGGGCAGUUGUCUGCUCACUAACGUCCGGCGAUAUUAACGGUGGUGUUGUAACCUUACAUAGUCCCGGGGUGCAUACAGGCAGAGUUGGGAAUAUUACAUCUAUCAUCAUCCCACAAAAUGUAAGAUCCUGUGAGGACGCGUGGUGGCGCUGCAGGACAAGAAGGUACAAACCAGAACCGCAGCUGCAGCUACAUUAACCGGCAAAAAGCAGCAGAACCUGGAAGUCCACGGGAAGCUUGGAUGCCAAAGAGAGAACGGCUGGGUCCUCUGGAGAGGACUACUCACUGGAAUAUUUCUGAGGUGGCUGUGGAAUAACCACAGCCUCAGAUACUGGGGACUUUACAGUCCCACAGAACCGUCCUCCCAGCAAGCUGAAGGAGGAACAAUGGAGGCCAGCGGGAAGCUCAUUUGCAGACAAAGGCAAGUCGUUUUUUCCUUUUUCCUUUUGGGCUUAUCUCUGGUUGGCUUGGCGGAACCUAGACGCUAUUCUAUGGUAGAGGAAACUGAGGGCAGCUCCUUUGUCACCAAUUUAGCAAAGGACCUGGGUCUGGAGCAGACGGAAUUCUCCAGGCGGGGGGUUAGGGUUGUUUCCAGAGGGAACAAACUACAGUUGCAGCUCAAUCAGGAGACCGGAGAUUUGUUGCUAAAUGAGAAAUUGGACCGUGAGGAUCUGUGCGGUCACAGAGAGCCCUGUGUGCUACGUUUCCAAGUGUUGCUAGAGAGUCCCUUCGAGUUUUUUCAAGCUGAGCUACAAGUAAUAGACAUAAACGACCACUCUCCAGUAUUUCUGGACAAACAAAUGUUGGUGAAAGUGUCAGAGAGCAGUCCUCCUGGGACUGCGUUUCCUCUGAAGAAUGCUGAAGACUUAGAUGUAGGCCAAAACAAUAUUGAGAACUAUAUAAUCAGCCCCAACUCCUAUUUUCGGGUCCUCACCCGCAAACGCAGUGAUGGCAGGAAAUACCCAGAGCUGGUGCUGGACAAAGCGCUGGACCGAGAGGAAGAAGCUGAGCUCAGGUUAACACUCACAGCACUGGAUGGUGGCUCUCCGCCCAGAUCUGGCACUGCUCAGGUCUACAUCGAAGUCCUGGAUGUCAACGAUAAUGCCCCUGAAUUUGAGCAGCCUUUCUAUAGGGUGCAGAUCUCUGAGGACAGUCCAGUAGGCUUCCUGGUUGUGAAGGUCUCUGCCACGGAUGCAGACACAGGAGUCAACGGAGAGAUUUCCUAUUCCCUUUUCCAAGCUUCAGACGAGAUUGGCAAAACCUUUAAGAUCAAUCCCUUGACAGGAGAAAUUGAACUAAAAAAACAACUCGAUUUCGAAAAACUUCAGUCCUAUGAAGUCAAUAUUGAGGCAAGAGAUGCUGGAACCUUUUCUGGAAAAUGCACCGUUCUGAUUCAAGUGAUAGACGUGAACGACCAUGCCCCAGAAGUUACCAUGUCUGCAUUUACCAGCCCAAUACCUGAGAACGCGCCUGAAACUGUGGUUGCACUUUUCAGUGUUUCAGAUCUUGAUUCAGGAGAAAAUGGGAAAAUAAGUUGCUCCAUUCAGGAGGAUCUACCCUUCCUCCUGAAAUCCGCGGAAAACUUUUACACCCUACUAACGGAGAGACCACUAGACAGAGAAAGCAGAGCGGAAUACAACAUCACUAUCACUGUCACUGACUUGGGGACCCCUAUGCUGAAAACACAGCUCAAUAUGACCGUGCUGGUCGCCGAUGUCAAUGACAACGCUCCCGCCUUCACCCAAACCUCCUACACCCUGUUCGUCCGCGAGAACAACAGCCCCGCCCUGCACAUCGGCAGUGUUAGCGCCACAGACAGAGACUCAGGCACCAACGCCCAGGUCACCUACUCGCUGCUGCCUCCCCAGGACCCGCACCUGCCUCUCGCCUCCCUGGUCUCCAUCAACGCAGACAAAGGCCACCUGUUCGCCCUCAGGUCGCUGGACUACGAGGCCCUGCAGGCGUUCGAGUUCCGCGUGGGCGCCUCAGACCGCGGUUCCCCGGCGCUGAGCUGCGAGGCGCUGGUGCGCGUGCUGGUGCUGGACGCCAACGACAACUCGCCCUUCGUGCUGUACCCGCUGCAGAACGGCUCCGCGCCCUGCACCGAGCUGGUGCCCCGGGCGGCCGAGCCGGGCUACUUGGUGACCAAGGUGGUGGCGGUGGACGGCGACUCGGGCCAGAACGCCUGGCUGUCGUACCAGCUGCUCAAGGCCACGGAGCCCGGGCUGUUCGGCGUGUGGGCGCACAAUGGCGAGGUGCGCACAGCCAGGCUGCUGAGCGAGCGCAAUGCAGCCAAGCACAGGCUGGUGGUGCUGGUCAAGGACAAUGGCGAGCCUCCGCGCUCGGCCACCGCCACGCUGCAAGUGCUCCUGGUGGACGGCUUCUCUCAGCCCUACCUGCCUUUCCCGGAGGCGGCCCCGGCUCAGGCCCAGGCCGACUCGCUCACCGUCUACCUGGUGGUGGCGUUGGCCUCGGUGUCGUCGCUCUUCCUCUUCUUGGUGUUCCUGUUCGUGGCGGUGCGGCUGUGCAGGAGGAGCAGGGCGGCCUCGGUGGGUCGCUUCUUGGUGCCCGAGGGCCCCUUUCCAGGGCAUCUGGUGGACGUGAGCGGCACCGGGACCCUAUCUCAGAGCUACCAGUAUGAGGUGUGUUUGGCAGGAGGUUCAGGGACAAAUGAGUCCAAGUUCCUGAAGCCGAUUAUCCCCAACUUCCCUCCCCAGUGCCCUGGGAAAUAAAUACAGGGAAAUUCUACCUUCCCCAAUAA